Daldinia childiae is the source of this 1026-nucleotide messenger RNA. RefSeq lists its product as uncharacterized. The record is from RefSeq and is a predicted model, not a curated record. The coding region runs from base 1 to 1026 and encodes 341 amino acids. Lineage: Eukaryota; Fungi; Ascomycota; Sordariomycetes; Xylariales; Hypoxylaceae. The transcript has a single exon.
AUGGCUCAAUCCACUAAGAAAGACAUUGGCGAGCUCGCCAAUCAAUUAGCCAAUGACCAAGCUGUCAAACAGCCUCGACCUCAGCUAAAUACAAGUCAAAAGACUAAGACUACCGAAGAGAAACCCGAUGCCGCCCCUUUCUUAUGCAUGCUAGAACCUCUCUCUGGUCACAACGUGGUUCUCGAUAUGACUCGAUACUUCGCUACUCAGAUCCGCUACCUGUCCCAAGAAAGAGAUAGCCUCAAAACUCAGAUCGAUGAUCUUACGAAGCAAGCAACCAAUAUACUACUGCAUCUACAAGAAUCCGCCGAUGCCCACAAGCCAACUCCCCAGCCCAUCCAGCAAGCAUCAAAACCAAACCCCGUUGAACAGGCCCCCCAGUAUACCCCCGGAAUCUCAGCAAUCUCCCAGCUCGAACGAGACGAUAUUGGCCGAUUCAACCCCAGUCACCACGACGAGCGGGGUGCGGGCAUGGUGUCCGACGGCCAUACCUUAAUCUUCACCGACGUCGACCUCUUCGUCGAGCACAUCGAAUCCUUCCUCCAAGACCCCGUCACAGCCUCAUCCAACGAGCGGCAAAUCCUGCAACGGCUCGAGACGCUGCUGCACGGCCCAGCCGCCCUAUGGUGGAGCCACGAGCUAACCCGGGUCGACCGACGCGCCCUCCGGCUCGCGGGCUUGUCCGAGAUCCUAGUGGACCUAGAGCGGCGGUUCCGGCUGACACCAGCGGUCGCGGCGGUCAAGUUCGAGCACGGCAAGCUGGGUCUCCGGGAGAUUGCGUUCGACGAGAACAGGCCGAUGCAGUUCGUGCGGACGAAGCUGCGGUACGCGAGGGCGAUGGAGCUCUUGGAUGAGAAGGACACGGAGUGGUUGUUUGUUAUGCUGCAGAUCUGGUUCAGCAUGGACGUUGAGGUUAGAGCGGUUUUAGGCCCGCCUGUUCCGGAACAGACGCUCGACUUCUAUUUGCGGGAGAUCAACAACACGACUCCGGACCUGAUGAGCCGCGCGUUGAAGCUGCACUAUUGA